Kwoniella mangroviensis CBS 8507 is the source of this 1653-nucleotide messenger RNA. RefSeq lists its product as uncharacterized. Gene Ontology annotation, molecular function: L-ascorbic acid binding; procollagen-proline 4-dioxygenase activity; iron ion binding. Bases 1 to 1653 code for a protein of 550 amino acids. Gene Ontology annotation, biological process: peptidyl-proline hydroxylation to 4-hydroxy-L-proline. The record is from RefSeq and is a predicted model, not a curated record. Gene Ontology annotation, cellular component: endoplasmic reticulum. Lineage: Eukaryota; Fungi; Basidiomycota; Tremellomycetes; Tremellales; Cryptococcaceae. The transcript is spliced from 7 exons.
AUGGGCAAAAACAACAAGAGAAAGCGCACAGCUCCAGUCCAAUCUCAAUCCUCCAAGCUCCUCACUCCACCUAGCGAGUCACCUUCGGCCUCUGCGUCAUUGAUCGAUUCAGAGGACUUGGAAUGUACGAUAAACGCAUUGAAGACGUUAUGCGACUUCCCAGAGGAACUGGCUGGGAAGGAGAUGAAAGGGCUGAAGAGGAAGGUACAUGAGCUCUAUAGGAUCAUGGCAGAGGGAAGUGGGUUAGAUGAGUCAGGGCUGGCUGUAUUCAGAGUCAAGCUCAAGGUCGGUGAUGAGAAGGAAGAACUAGCAAGCACAACCUUCCCUCUGGAUGGCACCUCACUCACCUCCAAGAUAUCGACAGCACUGUCAGACUACCGCUUCACCGACGCCCUCAUACACCUAUUCGAGAUGUACACCCGUAGACUCUCACCGAAGCUAGGUGCACUGCAGAGAUGGGUGAGAGAAUGCGAUGCGACGAGUAACGAAGAUGGUAGUCCAGGUGAUCCGGAGGCAUUGAAAUGUUUAGAUAUGAUAUUGAGGAUUGCCAACAUGUCUCAUCCUACUCAUGUACCGACCGAUCAGAAAGUGUUAGGAACGGAAGGAUCGAUGAGGCAGAAAGGGAGUGAUCAUAUGGUAGAUGGGAUGGAUAUGGGUGGGAUUAUACAGAGGAAACAGAUAUUCAAAGCUAGAGAGGCUAAUGAGGAGAUAAAGAUUUGGGGUUUGAUCAAAGAGGGGAGGCUGUUUGAUACACCCCCUCCAACCCCUUAUCCCAACUUCCGACCAGUCCACCACGUAAAAGCUGACGAUCGUAAACCUCCCAAUCUGUACGACUCGACUGUCUAUGGUUCCAGCCCGGGAGCGAUCGCUCUGGCACCUCCAAGCGAAAGAAAGCAACCUACAAAGGUGCAUGUUUCUGACGUUCCUGGUGCUUUCGUAGUACUUGAUGUAUUUACACCGGAAGAAUGUUUACAGAUAGUCAGAGCUGCUGAGGCGAUAGGGUGGGAGAAGGAUGAGGCGAAGAGCGGUUCCGCUGUCAACAAGAAUUCGAUCCUAGCAAAGAACUUUGUCUGGCUAUCUGAUUCCUCAUUCCUUGACCACUUUUAUUCCUCUAUACUACCCUUCGUUCCCGCAAUAGCUCCGAUCAGUGUUGAUGGCAAUGGCGGAGGCAAAGUCAGAGGUAUCAACGCGAGGUUUAGGGUGUAUCAGUAUACGGAGAAUCAGCUGUAUAGGCCUCACAUAGAUGGUGCAUGGCCUGCUGCUGGCUUACAUCCCGAGACAGGCGAAUACUUGCAUGACUCGUCCCCACCCGAUGAUCCAUUAUGGUCACGAUAUACUCUGCUGGUCUACCUAAAUGGAGAAGGUGAUAUACCGCAAGAUACGGGAUGUACGACCUUCUUCUUACCGUCGGAUAAGAUAGGAGUAAUGGAGGCUCAUAGUGUCAGGCCUAUACAGGGAGCAGUAUUAUGUUUCCCCCAUGGAGACACGACCGGUUCAUUAUUACAUGAAGGUUCAGCAGUAGGGAAAGGAGGUAUCAAAUAUGUCAUUAGGACCGAUCUGCUGUACGAAGCUAGAGGUUUCGGUCAGUAUAAACCUCCUGCUAGUGUUGGAAUGAAACAGGGUGGUAAGGAGGAAGAAGGAUUAGGUGGAUAA